UGUGCCAGUGGUUCCUAAGCAGCGGAAAAGCGCAGCGCCUCUUACGGCAGUCGACGGAUGACGUGAGCUACGCCAGGAGCGCACGCGGGAAACGGGACGCGGGUCCAGUCUGCGCAACUGGAAUGGAGAAUCGCAACGACGUUGCUUCAAUGGAAAAAAGAUCGUAGCGAAGAUAUACAGCAAUCAAUCUGACUGGGACCUGCUGCGGAGGAGGAGGAGGAGGAGGACAGUGCGGGACCUGGACUUACCGCACGAUUUUACUACGCGGAGAGGGACUGUCACGGAAUAAAUGUUUGAUCCGUGCGUGCGUGAGUAUUUCUGCGGUUUGAGGGGAAUAUGGAGCGGCUUCUGACGCGACGCGCGCUUGGAAAGGCGUGAAAAUAUCGGUGACGUUACGGAGGAAUGUCACUGAAACUGAGGCGAUCGGUAUGAACUAAAAAAAAGCAAACGCAAUUAAACACAUCCUCACUCCUUCAUGUGUCUGUGUGAAUGCAAACGGGACGCCGCAUUAACGGGACUGUUGCUGUUCUGAGACCUGUGGCUGGCUCGGAACCGUGAUCUGGGUCGGUUCCGCGGUUCGGUGUGUGUGUGUGUGUGUGUGUGUUUGCGUAGGAUGGGAGAUUUAACGGAGUCCAUGCAGAAGAAGGUCUCGGGAAGACGCGCUCAUACUACAGGGCAGUGAUGCCGGGCAUGGUACUGUUUCGGCGACGCUGGUCAGUCGGCAGUGAUGACCUGGUGUUACCGGCUUUCUUCCUGUUCAUACUACACUGCAUAUGGCUCGUGGUUCUGUCCGUGGUUCUCUUUGGGCUGCCGUACAGUUCAGAGCAAUCAUGCUCGGUCACGCUGGUGGAUCACGGUCGUGGUUACCUCGGCAUCCUGGUCAGCUGUCUGAUCUGCGAGAGCGCCAUCAUGUGGCUGAGCAUGAGAGGCAGCAUCCUGUACACACAACCCAGAGAGGCAGUGCAGUACGUGCUCUAUAUACGGCUGGUGAUCCAUCAUAGACAUGCUUCUGAAGCAAAUGCUAUUCCAAAUUUUAAGGCAGCAUUGCAAGUAUCAUUUGUGGAGAAAGCAAUCCCAGAAUGCAUUGCAAUGGACCCUUUUCACAAGACCGUCAUCAACAUCUGUAGCUUUUCCCAUGUCUCUGCAGACCAUGAAUCAGUGUCGCUCAUUGUCCUCCCCCAUCCCAUAAUAGCACACUUCACUUCCAUGCCAAUCAUCUGUCUAUACAGGACAUGGACUGACAAAGAGACAGCUGGUUUGUUUUACAGAAUUGUGGUGUGUAACUGGUUGGUCAUCUUCAGUGUGUGUUUCACCAUGAUGUGUACCUUUGACCCCACUGGACGGACCUUUGUGAAGCUGAAAGCAACUCGCCGCCGUCAGCGUAAUCUCACAACGUACACCCUCAGACACAGGCUAGAAGAAGGUCAAGCCAGCAGCUGGAGCAGGAGACUCAAGUUCUUCAUGUGCUGCACUCGAGCAAAAGAUACACAAUCUGAUGCUUACUCUGAGGUGGCAAGCUUGUUUGCCGAGUUUUUCCGGGAUCUGGAUAUCGUGCCGAGUGACAUCAUCGCUGGGUUAGUGCUCCUCCGACAGAGACAACGGGCCAAGAGAGCAGCCAUCUUGGAUCAGGCAAACAAUGACGUUUUAGCCUUUCUGUCCGGGAUACCUGUAACUCGCAACACUAAAUACUUGGACCUCAAGAACUCGUCUGAGAUGGCCAUGUAUAAGGAGGUGUGUUACUACAUGCUGUUUGCCAUGGCAGCGUAUGGCUGGCCCGUAUAUCUUUUAAGACAACCAGCGUGUGGACUCUGCAGACUCGUCAGCACUUGCUCCUGUAACACUUCAGUUUCAGGUUCUCGUCUCUCUCAGUCCAUCACCGUAGAGGAGGACAACUGCUGUGGCUGUAACGUUCUUGCCAUCCGACGGCAAUUUCUGGACCAAGACCUUAAAGAAGUCCAGAUUGUCUACACAUCCUGCCAUGACGCGGUUUAUGAGACACCUUUCUUUGUAGCAGUGGAUCAUGUGAAGAAAAAAGUCGUGAUCAGCAUCAGAGGGACGUUGUCCCCUAAGGACGCUUUAACAGAUCUUACAGGAGAUUCUGAGCGUUUGCCUUUAGAGGAGCAGCACGGCACAUGGCUCGGACACAAGGGAAUGGUUUAUUCAGCUGAAUACAUAAAGAAGAAACUCGAGCAAGAAAUGAUUCUCUCUCAAGCCUUCGGGAGAGAUUUGGGUAAAGGGACGAUGCACUAUGAGCUGGUGAUUGUGGGUCACUCUCUGGGUGCGGGUACAGCCGCCAUCCUGUCCUUCCUCCUCCGGCCGCAGUAUCCUUCACUGCACUGUUAUUCCUACUCCCCUCCCGGCGGCCUGCUCAGUGAGGAUGCGAUGGAGUACUCGAAAGAGUUCGUCACCUCAGUCGUGUUGGGAAAAGAUCUGGUCCCCAGGAUUGGCCUCUCUCAGCUUGAGGGCUUCCGUCGCCACCUACUUGAAGUCCUACAGAAGAGUGAUAAACCAAAGUGGCGGAUCAUUGCUGGGGGUACAAAGUGCAUCCCUAAAUCAGAGCUGCCCCUGGAUGACGAAGCCCCUGUAUCUCAGGGCGUGACCCCCUCUAACUCUCGCCUGUGGCUUCACCCCAGUGACCUGAGCAUCGCCCUGUCAGCCUCCACACCGCUCUAUCCACCGGGACGGGUCAUUCAUGUGGUGCACAACCACCCGCCUGAGAUGUGUUGUGGUCAGGAAGAUCCCACUUACUCCGCUCUGUGGGGGGAUAACAAGGCCUUUGAUGAGGUCAUCAUUUCUCCAGCCAUGCUGAAUGAACACCUGCCUCAUGUGGUGAUGGAUGGCCUCAACAAGGUGCUGGAAAACCCAUAUUUAAUUUCAGAACUGAUUGCUGCACAGGUUGGAAGCCAGAGAACUUGCAUCCAAGCAUGUGUUUCUGUCCCUAACGCACUUCCAGAUCCCUCGCUAACUCUCUGUUCAGAUGAAUGUUUUAUGGUUCCAGAUACAUGCUCUGCUUCUCGAACUCCCAGUGAAAUGGUUUCUGUCCAACCACGAGGUUCAGACGCUCACAUGAACGGUUUAUCGCUCGAUAAUACUGUCAGUCUUCAAGCAGCUUCCAAGUCAAACUCUCAAAACACUAUGACAGAAACUCUCACCCCGUUCCCGCUCUCAAUUCCAGAAGACAACUUCCCAAACUCCAUUUCCAAACACAUCAGAUUCCUCUUCUCCCCCAGAGUUCCUGUUGAAAACCAGCAUAAAUCCAGACUUUUCAGAGAUCCCCUCAACUGGAAAAUUGCCACACAUCACCGCAGAAACAGUAGUGUCCGUUCUUGUGCUCGCUCUGAGAUCUCACUGGACGGUUUCUCGGAGUGUCCGCCUCCUCCUGUGCCUGUGGUGCUCACCGGCGCCCGUGAGCGAUUGGCUGUGGAGCUGCGGGAGCGAAAAGCCCCCUUGGCCAUCAUGGAAAGUCUUUCUGAUGCCGAAUCCGUCUACAGCUUGGACUCCCGACGAUCAUCUGCCGCCCUGAGAGGCUCGCCCUGUUUGGGGAGUCUACCUUUCCCUUUGGACGCCACCAUCCCAGAAGAGAAUCCUUCGCUGAGUUCCCGUACGGAGCUGCUGGCCGCAGACGGCUUGGACCGUGAACUGGGCGAGGCCGGCCCGUACUGCCCUACUCCUCCAGAACUGGAAGUAUCUUCCAACGACGCCCAUCAUCUCAACUUCUCUCCGCUCUCGCUUGGACAAACUAUUGUAGGUCAGCCGGCCAGCCAAGGCAAGAACUCCCGGCGGUCUUCAGGAACACCUGUGGCUUGCCAGCCAUCAGCUAUUCCUAACAGUCAAGAAUCCUGCCCAGUAGCAUCCCGGACUGGUUCUAUGCCAGAAACUCCCAAGGAUAGAGAGUUUGAAGAGGGAGAAGUUGAGAGUGUCCGUUCCGAGACUCUUCCACCAGUUCCUCCGCUGUCCAACGGCACUCCCAGUCAGGCGGUCCUAGAGUUUGCCCAGUACCUGGACUCUCUAUUUAGGCUGGAUGGCAGCAGCUCUCCACCUCUUGAGCUGUCCGAUGCAGAAUCCGAGUCUGGACGGGGAUCGUAUAGCCAGGCUGAGGGACAAAAUGCAGACAAGGACAGGCAGCUACUGGCUAGAGCCACUCUAGAGCCCAACUUGGUUCCCAAGCCGCCUCGCACGUUUGCCGGCUCAGCCGACCCUUCCUCUGGCAUCUCGCUUUCUCCAUCCUUCCCGCUUUCGUCUUCUGGAGAACUCAACGAUUUCUCUCCUCCUGACGGAGUGCUACCCCCCAACCAUACAUCUGCGCUACGAACUUCCGCUGCUAGUCCCAACCCUAAGGAAACUGUGUUGCCAUCUAUGGUGUAGUGGCCCACUUUCAUCUAUUUAUUUAACCCUACGGUUUCCUUUCUCCUUCUGAACCGAUCGUAGAAACGUGCAUGCGUAGCACCGCGGCCAGUCCUUCCAGACUUCUGGACCGUUAAGGAUUCAUCAAGAACAGAAGACCUCAUUUUGUACUAUUGUAAGACAUGUCUGAAUGCAUUGUGUCUUGUGCAUCACCGUUAUGAAGUGUCCUAAUCGCUACCUGCAACACACGAGGUGCUGAGGGGCUCCUUCGAACACUGAAGAUGUUGCUAGCAUAUCGAGAAGCUUGCACAAAUGACCCUACGUUCACAUUGAAUCUAAUGUUACGGUUAUGUUUACAUUGACACCACAGACACCAAGCUUUCACAAAUGUUGGCAGUUUCAUGUAAGGGAAAGGCUGGGAUAGGAAAGAGGGAACUUAAUUGAGUUAUGGGGAGGGGCGCACACAACAAGGAGUGGGGUACAUUUCCUCUGGACCUUGAAGAAUGAAGAAUGGGACAAAGACGUCUCAGGCUAAGGAUAGUAAAUUGCAGAUUUUUUUGGAUUGUACUUUUUCAUUUUUUUUAUUGAAGAUUGUGUGGAAUGUCCUGCUGAGUAUGUGUAAUUGGUGGCACUGACGGUUGGUGGACAUCUAUGAGUUCUCGAUGUGCAUGAGAAAAUACUGUAUGCUCGUGUAAAACGUUUCGUUUUGCUAACUUUUGUCAUCUCUUAUUUAUAUAAAUCCACUUGAAUUUACGCAUGCAAGUUUUCUAUCAUUUCUUUUUCCACCGAUUGCCAAAAAAGCCAACUUCAUACAAGUCAAAUGUUUGAACUCUGAAAUUAAUAUAUAAUGAUAAUUACUGUUAUUAGG
This is a messenger RNA of Sinocyclocheilus grahami, 5212 nucleotides long. RefSeq names its product sn1-specific diacylglycerol lipase alpha-like. The transcript has 23 exons. Gene Ontology annotation, molecular function: lipoprotein lipase activity. Gene Ontology annotation, biological process: retrograde trans-synaptic signaling by endocannabinoid; arachidonate metabolic process; diacylglycerol catabolic process. NCBI's taxonomy places the organism in Eukaryota, Metazoa, Chordata, Actinopteri, Cypriniformes, Cyprinidae. Gene Ontology annotation, cellular component: cytoplasm; dendrite membrane; postsynaptic membrane. The record is from RefSeq and is a predicted model, not a curated record. Bases 682 to 4365 code for a protein of 1227 amino acids.